AUGUCCACAACCCCCCACCUCGACGCCCUCCAACGCGACGGCUUCGUCGUCGUGCGCAACCUCCUCACACCAGCCGAGGUAGAACACUACCGCGGCAUCGCCACAGCCGCCACGACCCGCACGCGCGCCGGCGACUGGCCGCAUUUCCGCACCGUGCCCAAGCAAUUCCCGCCAUGGCCGUCGACGCCGCCGCCGGCGUCCGAGGGCGGCAUCUGGGGUGUGCAGCACCUACUCCACCCACGCAUGCCGGGUCGGGAGGCAUUUGCGCGGUGUUAUUUCUCGGGGUCGAUUUUGAAUGUUGCCGAGGAGCUGAUGGGGGUGAACAGCAACAACAGCAAAGGCAAUCAAAAUGAUGAACCGCUAGUCAUGGAACUAUUCAAUCUACUCGUCGCCCCCGAAUCAAAAGACUUUGAGCUCCGUUGGCACCGCGACGACGUCCCCGAGACCGCCACGCCCACCGAGGAGCUGCUGCAGCUGGCGGCUAAGUCGCCAGGCGGACGCCAGUCGCACGCGCAAUACAAUCUGGCACUGUGUCCCGAUGCCUCGCUAGUCGUUGUGCCCGGGUCCCACCGGCGCGCACGCACCGAGACAGAGCGCAACGCUGGACCCUAUGAGCCCUCACUACCCAACCAACUAGUCGUGGAGCUGCAGCCCGGCGACGCGGUGUUCUACGAUAGCAAUAUCCUGCACCGAGGCGUGUACAAGGCCAAGCCUGCUGGCGGCGAGGAGUCGCGGCUGACGCUGCAUGGGAGUCUGGGGCUGAAGACGGCUGAUCAGGAGGGGGUCAGUGAUGCUGAUGCCGAGGCGAAGAAGAAGGUGCGCGCUACGGCGGUUCUGCAGCAUGGUGUUGGUGCUUGGGUGUAUCGUGAGGACGCUGCUUUUGGGAUUGGGGAGCGGGCUGAGAAGAUGAGGGCUAAUUUGGUGGCUAUGGGGACUGGUGAAGGUGUGGGGUUUUCGUUGCAGGGGUGA
Molecule: messenger RNA, 969 nt
Organism: Penicillium alfredii
Lineage: Eukaryota; Fungi; Ascomycota; Eurotiomycetes; Eurotiales; Aspergillaceae
Product: phytanoyl-CoA dioxygenase family protein
Exons: 1
Coding region: 1-969 (322 amino acids)
Source: RefSeq, a predicted model, not a curated record